Messenger RNA from Hippocampus comes (tiger tail seahorse), 850 nucleotides. Its product is annotated as heat shock factor protein-like. The record is from RefSeq and is a predicted model, not a curated record. The transcript is spliced from 4 exons. Gene Ontology annotation, molecular function: DNA-binding transcription factor activity; sequence-specific DNA binding. Gene Ontology annotation, biological process: regulation of DNA-templated transcription. Lineage: Eukaryota; Metazoa; Chordata; Actinopteri; Syngnathiformes; Syngnathidae. Bases 317 to 850 code for a protein of 177 amino acids.
CUUGUCGGCCGUCUCGUACGUGUGGGAAAAAUAAAGCUGUGCGAAACGCAAUUUGUGUUUUGGGCUCAUUUUGAAAUGUGUGCAAAACGCAGCCUGUGGCACUCAUUUUUGGCACAUCGCGCCGGGGCGUUUGGCGGCGACGUCAUCACCGCGCGACGUCGGUGGCGCCGCUGUUGCUGCGCAGUCGCUCGUUUGGAAUUUUCCAACGGAGUCGCGAAAGUUGCCUUUGCGGCUUUGGACCGACAUUAGCGACGACGUCGGAACCGGUCCCGUGGCCCGAGCCGCCCGGAUCGCCUUUGCUCGCUCCUGCCUGCCGAUGGACUCCGCGAGAGGUUCGGUGGAAGGCUCGCUGCUGGCGGCCAGCAACGUCCCGGCCUUCCUCGGCAAGCUGUGGACUUUGGUGGAAGACCCCGACACGGACCCGCUCAUCUGCUGGAGCCCGAGCGGAACCAGCUUCCACGUGUACGAUCAGGGUCGCUUCUCCAAAGAGGUCCUGCCCAAGUUCUUCAAGCACAACAACAUGGCCAGCUUCAUUCGACAGCUCAACAUGUACGGCUUCCGCAAGGUGGUCCACAUGGAGCAAGGCGGCUUGCUGAAGCCCGAGAGAGACGACACGGAGUUCCAACACCCCUUCUUCGUCAGAGGCCAAGAGAGCUUGCUGGAGCACAUCAAACGCAAAGUCACCAACGUACGAACGCCGGCGAGACGAAAGCAGCUGGUGCAGUACACGCCCGUGCAGAUUUUCGAGCCGGUCGGCGAGGGCGGGGCUGACCUGCCGUCGCUCCUGGAGUUGGAGGCGGAGCCUUUCCUCGGCUCUGACCCGAGCGCCGGCUACGACUCUGACCUCUGA